This is a messenger RNA of Erpetoichthys calabaricus (reedfish), 2251 nucleotides long. RefSeq names its product zona pellucida sperm-binding protein 2-like. The record is from RefSeq and is a predicted model, not a curated record. Gene Ontology annotation, molecular function: acrosin binding; structural constituent of egg coat. The transcript has 18 exons. Gene Ontology annotation, cellular component: egg coat. Lineage: Eukaryota; Metazoa; Chordata; Cladistia; Polypteriformes; Polypteridae. The coding region runs from base 151 to 2157 and encodes 668 amino acids. Gene Ontology annotation, biological process: prevention of polyspermy; binding of sperm to zona pellucida.
UUUUAAUAAAGCCUUCUUGGUUGGCUUUUCUUAAAACGCUUUGUUCUUUAUUUUGCGAAGCACCAAUUAUAUAUGUACACAUAACAAGGAAAAGUACUUUUAUGUCGUUUUGAAGGAAGCUAAUUAUUGAACGUUUUGGUAACCGAAAGUAUGGGUUGGUCUACUAUUGGCAGUUGUGUGGCAGCUUACUGUGUUAUAUGGAUGAACGCAAUCAUUUUUGCAGAUGCAGCACCAGGCACUGUGACAUGUACCAACGUCUAUUUGUCUGUACAGCUUCCCAGUGUAGCCCUGGCUUCAAAUCGGCUGUAUGUGUUGGAUCCAACAACCUCUUUGCCGAUCCUUCUGGAUCCAGAGUACGAGUUGAAAUGCUUUUACUCCGUGGAGUCUGUGGGGUCAUUUGUGCUGACGGCUCAGUAUUCUUCGUGUCAAGUGAAGAGAGUUGGAAAUGUCUACAGUCUUGGAGUGCUCAUCAGUUACUACUUGUCUGCUCAGAAUCGAUGGGUCAAUGCAACCUACAGAGUGUCCUGCAACCGGCCACUGGCUGACUUUAUUUCACUUCCAGAACAAUUGGGAAAGACCAACUGUACCACAAACUACAUGGAGAUGCCAAUUGGAAGUAUCUUUCCUUCUCCACAGGCCGUGAGUGUGCCAUCUUCUCCAGUAUGGACUGUUAAAAUCAAUACUGGUCGAUCCAUAUUGACCAUGUCUCUUAACCAAGCACGAGCCAAUGGAUACGAGUUUUUAAAUCCGGUCAGUGGGCUACUGGUUCGAGCACACUUCAAUGCCACUGGAGUUCAGAAGUUUGGGAGAUUUGCUCCAGAUAAGAUGCUGUAUUUCUCAGAUAUAACACUCAGUUCUACUAUACAAACACAAAGAAUUUUAAUCCACCUCUUAAUGGUUUGUAUCCCAGAUCCAGUAACUUGUAACCCAAAAAACCUGACCAUUGAAAUCCCCGUCUUCUAUGGAACCCUCGCCAGUCUGGCUAUUGGGACCCGUCAAUAUCCUCUGUCUAUGAAGAAUAACUUCACGGUUGUUAAAACGCCCUAUUCCUUGGCAGUCACGGUGCCAAUGCAGUACUUUUUGGAACCGGGGACACAGUGUCCCGCUAUUGGCAUGUUGAGUAUACCAGCUACCAAACUGACCUUCCAAAUGAGAGGCUUCCUGAUCUUCAUGACAUUUCUGCCUUUGUGUGCUUGCACUCCUUUGACCCACAGAAAUGAAACCACAUGUAAUGAUGGCUACUUCACCUUUCAAGUGAAUGCUGAUUUCACCCAGCCAGCUCUGAAUCUGAGCACCAUUCAUCUGAGAGACCCUUCAUGCCACCCUCUUGUAGUGACUCCAGCCUGGCUCCUGUACAAGUUUCCACUAAGCAGCUGUGGCACAACAUUCAAGGUACUUGGUGACCAGCUAGUUUACGUGAAUGAGGUGAGAUCACUGAUUGCUGACAGACCACUUGGAGUCAUCACAAGGGACAGUGAGUUCAAGCUGACUGUGGAAUGCUACCAAAAUAAUGCAGCAGACACUGUUCUACUAGACACCCGGACCCUGGCUCCACCAUCUCCUGCUUCAAAUAAAGGGAAUCUGCAACUGGUGCUUCGUGCUUACCCAGAUGGACAGUAUAGCUCCCCCUUCACGGUCCAGGACUAUCCUGUUGUGAAGAACCUCCGGGCCCCCAUUUACCUGGAGGUGCAAGUUCUGAACAGACUGGACCCCAACAUUGAGCUUGUACUGGAGAACUGCUGGGCCACUGCCCACCCUGAUCCAAACUCCCGGCCUAGUUGGUCUGUCAUCACUGCCGGCUGUGCUUAUUCAGGAGACGACUACCCAACAGUGAUGCAUCCAAUGUCAGGCUUCACUGGAAUCCGGUUUCCAAGCCACUACAAGAGGUUUGACGUAAAAGCCUUUGCCUUUGUAUCUAAAGACACUCCCUUGGGUAAUUCGGUGUACUUCCAUUGCACUGCUCUGAUAUGUGAUCAACAGCAUCCAGAUUCAGCCUACUGCACAGAGGGGUGCCAGAAUAGAGCUGCCCCCCUUGGUGCUAAGGAAGGCUUCCACAGAGUGCAGGCGUCCUAUCCUGAUGUCGGAGCAGCUCAUGCCAGUCUGCCUGGCUCAUUUAUGGUACAAAAGCAGUUUUUCAGGAGAGGUGGCAAUCACUAAAUCCAAGGCUACUGCAGACGAAUGGAGGAAUUCUGAUGUAUCAUGUGAGAGUAUGGGACUUGUGUAUGUACAAUAAAUUCUGUAUGGACUUAAA